This is a messenger RNA of Chelmon rostratus (copperband butterflyfish), 5359 nucleotides long. RefSeq names its product golgin A1 (gene golga1). The record is from RefSeq and is a predicted model, not a curated record. Gene Ontology annotation, cellular component: Golgi apparatus. The transcript is spliced from 24 exons. NCBI's taxonomy places the organism in Eukaryota, Metazoa, Chordata, Actinopteri, Chaetodontiformes, Chaetodontidae. Bases 311 to 2941 code for a protein of 876 amino acids.
UAAGACCAGACGGUACCCAGCGAGUUCAUAGUGGCUGGCACAACGAUGACUGUUUGACUGCAUACCGAGAAAAGGCGAACGUACAGUCACUGCGCACCCGAAAGAGCCACGGACUGAUGUUUUAUGGAUGUUAAUAUGUUGUAGCAGAAUGGAAUUACCAGCACAGACUUGUUCAGAGUGGCACUGCAUUAGGACGCUGCUCUGUUUCAGCCCUCAGAACAAGGAGCCGUAAACUCCAUGCAUCACGUGAAGUUCCCUACUCUCCAGAAACUGCAAAUUGCACUCAAAAAGAGACACUGAAAGGGCAGACAUGUUUGCCAAGUUGAAGAAGAAGAUCGCUGAAGAGGCGGCCACAGCACCUCGGAGUGGUGUUCGUAUACCACGCACCAUCAGCAAGGAAUCCAUCACCUCAGUCGGCGCAGAUUCAGGGGACGACUUUGCAUCUGAUGGCAGCAGCUCCAGGGAUGACCUGCCUGCCCAGCUCCUCAGAAGGAAUGAUCAGAUCCGGAAGCUAGAGGCCAAGCUAUCAGACUACGCUGAGCAGCUACGAAUUAUGCAGAAGACCAAGGACAAGCUUGAAAUUGCAUUAGAAAAGCAUCAGGAUUCAUCGAUAAAGAAACUUCAAGACCAGAAUGAGUCUCACCAGGCCAACAGAACAAAAAUGGCAGAGGCGAUGACUUUAGCACUGGAAAAGAAGGAUCAGGAAUGGAUGGAGAAGAUGGCUGUUGCGGAAAAGGAAAAGGCUUCCCUGUCAGCCCGGAUAGAGGAAAUGAUGGAGCAAAGCUUAGCACUCUUCCAGAAAAGAGAUGACCUGGAUGAACUGGAGGGCUUUCAGCAGCAGGAGCUUGCUAAAGUUAAGCACAUGUUGCUGAAAAAGGAGGAGCAGUUGAGCCAGCGGGAGCGGGAACUCCAGCAGAAGGAGGCUGAAGUUCAGUCAGCAAAGCGAGGGCUGUCUGAGACUCGAGGGAAACUCCAGGCCCUGAAACAGCAGCAUGAGGAGAGCUGCAGACUCAAUUCUGAGUUUGAAAUAGAGCGAGAAGAACUCCUGCUGCUGAGAGAGGAGGCAGACACAAAGAUCAGUGAGCUGGAGGGACAAUGUCAAGAGCUGCAGUCAGUCAUCCAGCAGGUCUCUGAAGACUUCCAGAAAUCACAGAGUAUGGCGUCAACUUUAGAGAGGUCCCUCCAGGAAAUACAGACCGAAUAUGACGCCCUGAAGUUGCAACAACAAAAGGCUGCUGUAACGGAGGAGGACAAGGAGCGCUUGUUAAUGGACCUUCAGAAGAAAGUGGCGUCUCUGGAGAGACGGCUCCAGGGAAACCUGAGCCAGGACGAGCAUCUACAGGAGCUUCUCCUGGAGAAGUCCAGCCUGGAGCAAAGUCUUGAAGAGACCAGAGCAGAGUUGCUGACGGUUCGGACAAACCAUGCCGAUACUGUCAGCUCUCUGGAGGCUCAGGUAUCCAGAAUGAGCUGCAGCAUUACUGAGCUACAGACCCUUCUCCGACACAAAGAUGACUCCUCCAGAGCCUACAGAGAGAGAACAGACACACAAAUUGCUAAUCUGGAGCAGCAGGUCCUAGACAGCAGUGAGAGACUGAAGAGUGCAGAGCUGCAGAUCACAGAGAAACAGCAGCACAUGGAUAAACUGCAAGGAGAGUGGAAUGCAGAGAAGGCAUUUCUGGAUCAGCAGGUAUGUUUGUUGGAGCAGCAAAACCAGGAGAAAGCCAGUCGACUGGAGGAAAGCUUCACCUCUCUACAGACAGACAGACAGAUGCUGCAGGACAGGGUGGCUGAUCUGGACAAGCAGAUGAGCGAAGCAAACUCCACUCUGAGGCAGCAGACAGAGGAGCUGGAACAGUGCAGGGCGGAGCUGGACAACCGGCAGACAGUGAGCACGGAAAUCGCCAAAGCUCUAGAAGAAACCAGACAACAGAAGGAGGAGCUGCAGUCACAGGUUGGAGAGCUGACCUCAUCUCUACAGAGCUCACAGCAGGAACUGUCCACAGUCACUGAGAAGCUAGCACUGAGAGAGGAAGACAUCAAAACACUUCAGAAUGAGGUGCAGCAGCGGCAGGCAACGCUGGUCCAGCUGCAGGAGGAGGUGGAGCAGCAGAGAGCCCAGCUGGAGCAGCUGGCACUGGACAAAGACUCCCAGCUGAUCAGCCUGAGGGAGGAGCUGCUCAGCCAGACACAGCAGCUAGAUAGCUGCCAGGCACGGAUUUCAUACCUGGAGGUGGAGGUGGAAACGUUGACUGAGCAGCUUCACAGCCCUGAAGUGUGUGAGGAGGAUCAGAAUGGCAGUGUGACAGUGGACGAUCUGGAUCACAUUCAGAAGGUCAACAGAGAGCUGGAGCAGCAGCUCAGUGACAAGAACAGGACUAUCAAGCAGCUGCAACAGAGACUGGCAGAACUGAAGAGGACGCUACAGAAGGAACUGAAGCUCAAGCCUGAGCCAGAAGCUGAAGGGAAGGAGAAGUUGCCAGAAAGUCGUGUAGAAAAACAAGAGAGGGUUAGUCCAGACCCGCCGCCAGCAUCCACCCCGAGCCCCCCCACUUCCAACACCACGGUGACCAAUACCUCAGACCUCAACGACUCAAGAGAAAUCAACUUUGAGUAUCUCAAACAUGUCGUCCUCAAGUUUAUGUCAUCCAGAGAUGCUGAGGCAUACCAGCUAAUACGAGCUGUGUCUGUGCUGCUGAACUUCACUCGUGAGGAAGAGGACAUGUUGAAACAAACUCUGGAGUACAAGAAUGUAUCCUUGUGUUCUAGAUGUCCUGGUUUGGAUCCAAGCCUUCUCCAAAGGGGAUCAUCCGGCCUUCAGUCUCAGGCACUUCAACUCACUGGAGCUAAUGAGCAGCAGAAAGGACUAAAGGACCACGUCUUUGGAAAAACACGUUUCUCUGUGGUCCCCAGCAUUGAGCAGGACUCUAGCUUUAAACUUUGAACAGCCUCCCACAGUUUUCUGUGCUCUGUGUGGGGAGGACUGCUGUUUUCCGCUCUGUGGGGACGGAGAAGGGCUGCACAGUAUGUUUGCGGGAUUAAGGCCUAUUCUUAAUCAGUUGUUGAUUUUAAAAUUAUAUUGUGUUCUUUUGAAUGGGCAGGCGGACUUCUGACUAAAUGUUAUAGAGGGUAAACUGACAGACACAUCAUUCACACUGGACUUUUACGUGUCUCAUUUCUCUUCCCUGACAUAUGAUUCAGAUUCUAAUGAAGGUGAGAUAGCAUGCAAGAAAAUGAGAGACAACAUUAGAAAACAAUCACAGACUGACUUGUUAUUUUAGAACUGCCUCAUUCUGCCCAGAUUCAAACUCCAAGCCACGUGUUUUAGUUGGAAUAAAAAUCAGUGACUUGUUGUGGCUGUCUUCACUGGACUAACUAACUGUUCAUCUUUAAGGGGCUUCUUAAUGCAAACUUGUCAUUUAUUGACCUGUGCAGGAUAUCCAUGAUACCUAACAUUCAUGAUCCCAUUGAAAGAUAUGUUUGUGUCUGCCAUGUUGUCCAGUGAAGGUAAUCCAGGCUGGCACUCCCAAUUUCCAGAAUUUUCUUGAGAAAUGAGAAUGCUGAAAUUUUACUGUUUGUGACUGACGGUUAAUAGUUACUCAUGAUUAACUGUGUCGAAAUUGAAAUGAUAAAAAGUGAGUAGAGUGUGCAUCUUAACAAAACUUUAUUUUUCUCAUUUCUCUUUAGAAUAUAUAUUCAUCAUAUUUCUUCACACUAUAUCAUUAAAAUCACCAUUAUGAGAUGGUCUGAGCUAGAGCCUGAGGCCUAUACCAGUAUUACAGUGUAGUAAAUACAGAGUAAAAGAUUUUAUAACAAUAUGUUAUAGAAUUGUAAUUUCAUUAUUUUUUUUUACAUAUACACAUGAACAAUCCCUUCAAUUUGGUUAAGAAAUAAUUGGGACCAAGAUACCUACUGAGAGCAACAUAUAGGAGCGUAAACAUCAGCUUGUCAGUGCUCUCUGGUGGACGAACUUUGUAAUGGUGACACUGUUCUUUUUUUUUUUUUUUUUUUUAAAUCCUGAAAUCAUUCAACAUUUCUGUCCUUUCUUGUUACCCACCAGCAGACAUAAACAAACAGGCUGAUAUUGGCCGGGCUGUAGUUCUACAAGUCAUUUAAAUGGGUAUCAAAACCUACGACUACUACUUGGCCAUGACUGUUAUUAUUACUAUGAGCUGAGCCUCCCAGCAGACCAUCCUUCUGCUGUCACCUGGAUUGGCAGACCCUAAUCUAACCAUGGCCCUGCACUAAACCACCUAUAAGAGAAAACUUGAAGUGCUUGUUGUGGGAUCAUGUAUGGAAUAUGUAUCUUGGAAGUACUUGCCAUGGAGGCUCAGGUCAGGGUAAAAAAAAAAAAAAAGAAAAGUCUUUUCAACUGCUGCAACUGGAGGAACAACAUGUCUGCCACAGCAGAUACAGUCCACACACAGACUCUUUGAGGUCCUUUAAUGUCAAUAUGAAUCAUGUAAAGUGCAGUUGUCCAUUUGGAUGAUAAUGUGAUGAAAGAAGUGAAUGCUAUGUCGAAGACGACUGGGGAACAUGCUCUACCUUUACCUGCCUUUGCUAAUGUAAAUGAAAGUACAUUCCACAUGUCUAUUUAUAUAUAGAAUAUGUACACACUGUAUGCAAUGAGAACUUUAUAAAUCAGUUGAUGUAAAUGGUUUGAUGUGACCAGUUUGUAGUAUUUAUCAUCAUCAUCAACCACUACUGAUAUCUGUCUCUGCCUUGGCUUGUCACUUGUCCUACUGCCCAUCACUAUCCUUCUUCCCUCAGUGUAAUGUUCAUCACAACAUACAUGAUGAGGUUUAUUUUUCCAUCAGUGGCAAGCCCAGGGAAUAUGCAUGCCUGCUGUUAAAAUGCAUUGUUGAAUCCCUGAAGCAAACUGGUCAGUCUUUUACAAUGAUCUUCAUUUCUGAAGGCCAGGGGAUUCUGCAUUUGUAUUCAUUCCAGUAAAAUGCAUACAAUAUGAAGCUGAAAUACAUUUGGGUGCUAUCUGCAUCAGAUGAUCAGUCACAGUAAAGAAAACAGUCAUUUUAAGUCAAGUUGUUGUUUUUCUGGUGUUUGACGUUGUAUUGCUGAGUACAUUUUUUGUAUAUGUGGAUGCAGGAGUACGUCUGAUCGCAGAACUGUCAUCUUGUGGUACCAAUGACAGGCAGCAAAGUGAUGUCUUCACCCACACUCUGCUGAGUAAUACUGUAUGUCUCCAUGAGAAUCAAAAGAAACAUUGAAUGCACUUUUUAAACCCUGGAACACAACUGUUCAAUCACUACGGCUUUCCUGUCUUUUGCUUUUUAUAAUUUAGCAAUAGAUGCCCAUACGAAUGUUUCCUUUUCCCACAUUUAUUAAUAAUAAAUCUGAAAUGAUA